GUUAGUGUCCUGCUGGAGUUGAUUGUGGUGUGCUAAGUGAUCGUGUUUCGUUAAUUGCCUACAUUAAUUAAUUUGAUAAUGAAGAAUGCGUUGUUUGAUACGUAAAUGAGCGGUCGUUUAGAUCUUUUUCGAUGUGAAUCAAUUGGGGGAUAGAUAUGUAUGUUUUAGUGUAGAAUGAGUUGUUCGGAAGUGAUGUACCAAGCGUAUUAUCCGUAUUUGUAUCAAAGAGCCGGAGCGGCUCCUCCUGUUACAACGCACGGAGUACCUAGAUCUGGACCGUUUAGUUCGCCGUUCGGGGCAGCUCAUCAAUACGACAGAUUUAACGUCCAAAGAUUACAAGAAUCUCACGCACUUAGUCAGCCAUCAACUAGCGGUUUAAAUUUAAGUGAUCACGGAAUAUAUCUUCACGCGAACGGUACGACGCAUAGUUCCGCAGGAUCGGUUAGUUCUACGGGAGGUUUAUCACCUGGUAGUCCACCACGUCCCGGUAAAGAAGAAGAUUGUAGUUUACAUGAUAGGAGUAGCACAGAUGAACCAUCACAUCCGCCCGAUGGAGACGAAGCGGAAGACACGAACUCUCGAGCGCAGUAUGUGUCUGCAAACUGUGUUGUGUUUACUCAUUACCAAGGUGAUGCUUCUAGUGUAGUAGAUGAACAUUUUUCCAGAGCGUUAGAUAAGACUUCACAAACUAAAGGUAUGGUACUACUUGUGUUAUGCAAUUGA
This is a messenger RNA of Photinus pyralis (common eastern firefly), 723 nucleotides long. RefSeq names its product protein vestigial-like. The coding region runs from base 175 to 723 and encodes 182 amino acids. Gene Ontology annotation, cellular component: nucleus. NCBI's taxonomy places the organism in Eukaryota, Metazoa, Arthropoda, Insecta, Coleoptera, Lampyridae. Gene Ontology annotation, biological process: regulation of transcription by RNA polymerase II. The transcript has 3 exons. The record is from RefSeq and is a predicted model, not a curated record.